Hyla sarda is the source of this 2618-nucleotide messenger RNA. RefSeq names its product NADH:ubiquinone oxidoreductase core subunit S1 (gene NDUFS1). Gene Ontology annotation, molecular function: NADH dehydrogenase (ubiquinone) activity; iron-sulfur cluster binding. Gene Ontology annotation, biological process: ATP synthesis coupled electron transport. The record is from RefSeq and is a predicted model, not a curated record. Gene Ontology annotation, cellular component: membrane. The coding region runs from base 219 to 2396 and encodes 725 amino acids. NCBI's taxonomy places the organism in Eukaryota, Metazoa, Chordata, Amphibia, Anura, Hylidae. The transcript has 19 exons.
CAGCAGCUACGAAUAGGUCUAGCCCCCUGACUCUAGCCUGGUACUCGUAAAGCGUCGCUGUUCCGGAAGUCGUUGUGUCACUUGCCGGAAAUCGCCGAAGUGUCUCUACAAUUUCCGAAGGUUGCCGAGUCGGCCAUAUUGAACAGGGGCAAGUUGACACUGCGGUGGGCUGUAAGGCCAAAUAGCUGCGGAACCCCGAAGGGAAGACCGCAGGCACCAUGCUGCUAUUCCCCGCUGUUCGCAGGGCUCUGACAAGUGCCACUAUAAACAAUGUCCGUACAGCAAGCACAGCUUCAAGCAACCUGUUGGAAGUCUUUGUAGAUGGCAAACCAGUAAUGGUUGAUCCUGGCACCACCGUGCUACAGGCAUGUGAGAAGGUGGGCGUACAGAUACCUCGCUUUUGCUAUCAUGAUAGAUUGUCGGUAGCUGGAAAUUGUCGUAUGUGUCUUGUAGAAAUAGAGAAAGUUCCCAAGCCUGUAGCUGCUUGUGCUAUGCCUGUCAUGAAAGGCUGGAACAUACUGACAAAUUCAGAAAAAAGUAGGAAAGCAAGGGAGGGAGUGAUGGAAUUCUUGCUGGCAAACCACCCGCUGGAUUGUCCUAUUUGUGAUCAAGGAGGAGAGUGUGAUUUGCAGGAUCAGUCCAUGAUGUUUGGUAGUGAUAGGAGCAGGUUCACUGAAGGAAAACGCGCAGUGGAGGACAAGAACCUUGGACCCUUAGUGAAAACUAUCAUGACCCGCUGCAUUCAGUGCACCCGUUGUAUUCGGUUUGCUAGUGAGGUUGCUGGUGUGGAUGACCUUGGGACUACAGGCAGAGGAAAUGAAAUUCAAGUUGGCACUUAUGUAGAGAAACUGUUUAUGUCAGAAUUGUCUGGCAACAUAAUAGAUUUGUGCCCUGUUGGAGCAUUAACUUCAAAACCUUAUGCAUUCACUGCACGGCCCUGGGAAACGAGGAAAACUGAAUCCAUUGAUGUCCUGGAUGCUCUGGGUAGUAACAUUGUGGUCAGCACAAGAGGUGGAGAAGUGAUGAGAAUAUUGCCUAAAAUGUGUGAAGAUAUCAAUGAAGAGUGGAUUUCUGAUAAAACCAGAUUUGCUUAUGAUGGUUUGAAGCGUCAAAGACUCACUGAACCCAUGAUCAAGGAUGACAAAGGUUAUCUGGUUCCUGCUUCCUGGGAAGAUGUACUAACUAGGGUGGCUGGAGUGUUGCAAAGUGUCCAGGGCAAAGAUAUAGCAGCUAUUGCUGGAGGGCUGGUAGAUGCAGAGGCUCUAGUUGCUCUCAAAGAUUUGCUGAACCAUCUGAAUUCCAAUACCCUGUGUACUGAAGAAGUUUUUCCUAAUUCUGGAGCUGGCACUGACCUGCGGUCAAAUUACCUGCUGAAUUCAAGGAUCGCUGGUGUCGAAGAAGCUGAUGUUCUACUGCUCAUUGGUACUAAUCCACGAUAUGAAGCUCCACUGUUUAAUACAAGAAUUCGUAAGAGCUGGCUUCACAAUGAACUUCAAGUAGCUGUUAUAGGAAGUCCUGUUGAUCUGACCUACACUUACGAUCAUUUGGGAGACUCUCCUCAGAUAAUCAAGGAUAUUGCAUCUGGAAAACAUCCAUUUAGUAAGGUUCUUAGCCAGGCCAAAAAGCCCAUGGUUGUGGUAGGCAGCAGUGCCCUGCAGCGCAAAGAUGGGGCAGCCAUCCAUGCUGCUGUGUCUACCCUUGCACAAAAUGCCAGGAGCAGUAGUGGGGUCCCUGAGAAUUGGAAAGUACUGAAUAUUCUGCACAGAGUUGCCAGUCAAGUUGCUGCCCUAGAUCUGGGUUAUAAACCAGGGGUGGAAGCCAUACGCAAAAAUCCUCCAAAAGUUCUCUUCCUCCUUGGGGCAGAUGCUGGAUGUAUAACUCGUCAAGACUUGCCAAAAGAUUGCUUCAUUGUCUACCAAGGUCAUCAUGGAGAUGUAGGAGCUCCUAUGGCAGAUGUGAUAUUUCCAGGAGCUGCUUAUACAGAAAAGUCUGCUACCUAUGUCAACACAGAAGGGAGAGCGCAGAUAACAUUCACUGCAGUGAGUCCACCUGGAGCAGCAAGAGAAGACUGGAAAAUCAUCCGUGCCCUGUCAGAGUUAGCUGGUGUAACGCUCCCAUAUGACAACCUUGAUGCUGUAAGGAACAGACUUCAUGAAGUUUCUCCAAAUCUGGUACGACAUGAUGACGUGGAGGAAGCAAAUUAUUUUAAACAGGCAGCGGAGCUCUCACAGAUUGUUAACCAACAGCUCCUUGCUGAUCCACUGGUUGCUCCUCAGCUUUCAAUUAAAGAUUUCUAUAUGACAGAUCCAAUAUCCCGUGCAUCACAGACUAUGGCAAAGUGUGUAAAAGCUGUGACUGAAGGAGCACAAGCUGUAGAAGAACCUUCCAUCUGCUAAACUGUUAUCCAGCAAUAUACUAAGAUUGUUCUUCUCACUAAUGAAUUCGAUCAUAACAUGAAGCAAUCUUACUUACUUACUGUUUGCAAGGACCAAUGUCCAAGCAAUUUAAGAUUUUGGUUUUUCAUCUGUGCUUGUUUUGAAGCAACUUAAGGCAAACUACACAUCCGAAAUCGUGUGUACAAACUACUUGUAAUCUUAUUAAAUGGUUUAUUACAUAUG